Molecule: messenger RNA, 365 nt
Organism: Nematolebias whitei (Rio pearlfish)
Lineage: Eukaryota; Metazoa; Chordata; Actinopteri; Cyprinodontiformes; Rivulidae
Product: myosin-7
Exons: 4
Source: RefSeq, a predicted model, not a curated record
ACCUACCAGACUGAGGAGGACAAGAAGAAUUUGGUCAGACUUCAGGAUCUGGUGGACAAGCUGCAGCUUAAAGUGAAGGCUUACAAGAGACAAGCUGAGGAGGCUGAGGAGCAGGCCAACACCCACAUGUCCAGGCUCAGGAAGGUCCAGCAUGAGAUGGAGGAGGCUCAGGAGCGUGCUGACAUCGCUGAGUCCCAGGUCAACAAGCUCAGAGCCAAGAGCCGUGACACUGGAAAGAGUGACUCUGCUGAAUAAGUGACCACACCUAAAUGAAGCUGUUCAACAGAGUUCAUAAAAUAUGGAUCAACUGUUGAAUUUUUUUCCAUUGUAUUCCUUCAAUAAAUAAGCAUUUACAUAAUUUGAAA